This is a messenger RNA of Eurytemora carolleeae, 616 nucleotides long. RefSeq names its product protein SYS1 homolog (gene Sys1). The record is from RefSeq and is a predicted model, not a curated record. Gene Ontology annotation, cellular component: Golgi membrane; trans-Golgi network. Lineage: Eukaryota; Metazoa; Arthropoda; Copepoda; Calanoida; Temoridae. The coding region runs from base 72 to 542 and encodes 156 amino acids. The transcript is spliced from 7 exons. Gene Ontology annotation, biological process: protein localization to Golgi apparatus; Golgi to endosome transport; Golgi to plasma membrane protein transport.
UAUAAAACUUGAUCCUUUCUAUUUUUUUCUUAUCGUAAUUUUGUUUUCAGAUAAAAUGAUCUGAAGAGAAUAUGGCUGGACAGUUUAGGUAUACAGUUUGGGACCCUGUCAUGAUAAUUAGUCAGAUAGUUACACUGCAAUCUGUCUUCUAUGUGUGCCUAGGUUUAUGGAUAACUUUGUUUGAUUUAAUGACGGGAGAAAGUAGAUCUCUUGAUCAAAUAUUCAAAUAUCAGGCGUUGGCACCUGCAAGUUUCAGUGGAAAGCUAGUGAUUGCUGCAUUCAUCCUUAAUGCUCUGAACUGUUCUGUCGGUCUGUGGUAUGUUGUACAGCGGACUAAACUUUGCCUUGACUUCUCAUGUACUGUACAUCUUCUACAUCUGGUGAUCUGUGUCUGGUAUAACUCCAGUCUUCCCUACACAUUGUCCUGGUGGAUGAUCAAUAUAGUGUGUACUGCUAUUCUCUGUGUUACUGGAGAAUUCCUCUGUAUGAGAACAGAGCUUCAAUCUAUUCCUGUCAGUAUGGGACCUAAAACGGAUUUAUGAUCAAAACCUUAAUCGGAACUGCAUCAACCAAACCUCCUAAACGGCAAACAUAACAUUUAAAACUAAUCAAAAAA